GUGUGUGUGCAUGUGUGUGUUCUGGAUUCCCCAGCAGUCAGCUUGUCUCUACUGUUUUCCAUUGUCUGUGGCCAGAGGUGGAGAGAGGCACAGCAUCUGAAAUAUGAACCUAUUCUGCUUCUCUCUGGAGGGCUCGACGGACAGCCUGUAUGAGCCUGCUCUCAACAAACACCCAGUCAUCCAAGAACACAGUUGUAGAGUUCCCAGUCGACACAACAGCCGACAUAGCAGCCCUGCUCUGAGGGACAGGGCUAAGUGGAGAGGCUCAGAUCCAUGUAUACCCACAGAGCUGUCCGAGGCUCACAAAUCCCAUUUGAAAAAGAAGAAGAGAAGAUCACAUGUACCAACAACGUCAACAUCGGACAAUGAAGCCAUAGAUAAGACAGACACUAAUGUCUACUGGCAGUCACUCAGAGAGAAGCAAGAUUUUGUUCACAUCAAGAAUAAUCACAAAGAAGAGAUGGGUCAAGGUCCUUGUCAGAGAAGCGUGCUGGCGGUAGAGGACAGAGUGGAACAGCUGAACUCUGAAAGAAGAGAAAAAGAGCCCACAACUCAGGGGGUGAACUUCGAGGCCUGGAACCCAAACUAUGAGCCCCCUGACAGCCAUCAGCAGAACAUGACUGGGGAUGCUGAGGCUGACAUGGCUGAAUCUAAGGGAAAGCUGAAGAGGUUCCAGAGGCUAGUGAAAGUGAAGAAGGGAAGCCAGAUGGGACUAGAUGAUGGAAAGACUGACAGCAAUUGUCACUUGGCAGACUCUGUGUUCAGUAACGACAGUCCCGUCAUCACCUGCAUCGGGCUGGGGAAGAAGACAGAGAAGAAGUCCUCGAAGGCUGACCCACCAUCGCCACAGAAGCAGCAGACUAAGGAGGCCAAUGGGAAAGCUGUGGAAGGACCUUGGAGCACUGGGGUUCACGACCACCACUGGGGCCUCACAGAAUUCCCUCCACCCUGGGAUGUCCCCUACCACACCUGUCACCGGCCCCCAGGCGAGCCCCGGAACUAUGGCUUUGACUUCACCCUGCCCCGAGCAACAGCUUGGGACCACUUUGAGAGUCUGGUCCAGGAACUGGACAGCAAACAGGCGCCGCCAGUGUUCUCACACCAACGGGUCAUCCGCUCGAUCACAGAUCUGGACAUCUCAGAAUCCACGCGCUCCACCAGCUUUGGCCGAUUUGACUCACUCAGACACCAACCAGCCCCAGUGAAGCCAGAGGAAAAUGGAGGUGCUUUGUCUGCAGAGGGGGAGCAGGUUAAUAGUGACCAGACCAGAUCAGGAGGUAUAGGCAAGAAGAUGAAGGCCAUCUCACUGACGAUGAGGAAGAGGAUGGGCAGGCAGUACGCUAAAGCCCUGUCAGAGGAAAUGUGCGACGAGACGGAGAGAGAUGAAGAAGGAGAAGGGGAUGUUGUUUACGGCGUCCAUUCAUUUCCAAAAGGACACAGAAAGUCCAGUCACUCUCUGGAAAGCCUCUACAGUCUCAAUAGUGGACAAAGCUCCUCCAGUGGGGUUACCAGUGGAUCAGACGGCUCCAGUAACAGAGACAGUCUGAGGCUGGAUGAGGAGCUGCCCCUUUCCUACACAGGCCAGUUCUGUGGCAGAGCCCGGGUCCACACUGACUUUGUCCCCAGUCCCUACGAUACUGAAUCACUCAAACUUAAGGUAGGGGAUGUGAUUGAGAUCAUCAGCAAGCCUCCUAUGGGGAUAUGGACAGGCAUGCUGAACAACAAGGUGGGAAACUUUAAGUUCAUCUACGUAGACCUCAUAGUAGAGAAGGUUCCUGAACCGCCUCAGAAGAUGACACACAGGAGGAGCAGGAGACCCCGCCCCAAAACGCUACAGGAACUCCUAGAGCGCCUCAAUUUGGAGGAGUAUGCCUCCUCCCUGCUCCUUAAUGGGUACCAGACAGUAGAUGACCUGAGAGAGCUGAAGGAGCAGCAUCUGGUGGAACUCAAUGUGACUGAUUCUGAACACAGACAUCGUCUGAUGGCUGCCGUCGAGUGCCUCCAAGAACCCCAAAGUGAUGGUCAGAAGGAGGGAGAGUCAAACAAGGAAGCCAAGUCCCCAACUGAGAGUAUUAAAGCUGACCUGAACUGCCCCAGAGACUCUGGCUGCUACAUGCCUUCUGACUGCUCAGACAACAGCAAGGAGGAGACAGACAUCCACGUGCCAGCAGCACUGAACCAUCAUCCUCCCAUGGCUCAGACCUAACCGCCACCAGCAGAUACACACUCCUCAGGGCCUUUCAGAAAAAUGAUCGAUGUGGAUCCAUGCAACAAUUGUCUCAUGCGAAAUGCCCUUUACGUAGGACAAGAGCACUCCUCUUUGCUUUCACACUGCAUUCAAUAUCAGUAGCCUAUGUGGCUGGCAUUGCAGUUAUGCAUUAACCCACUAUUUGCACAUAAUUUCAACCCC
This is a messenger RNA of Oncorhynchus mykiss (rainbow trout), 2410 nucleotides long. RefSeq names its product SAM domain, SH3 domain and nuclear localisation signals 1b (gene samsn1b). Gene Ontology annotation, molecular function: protein binding. The record is from RefSeq and is a predicted model, not a curated record. Lineage: Eukaryota; Metazoa; Chordata; Actinopteri; Salmoniformes; Salmonidae.